This is a messenger RNA of Selaginella moellendorffii, 1979 nucleotides long. Its product is annotated as cylicin-2-like. The transcript has 10 exons. The record is from RefSeq and is a predicted model, not a curated record. Lineage: Eukaryota; Viridiplantae; Streptophyta; Lycopodiopsida; Selaginellales; Selaginellaceae. Bases 1 to 1908 code for a protein of 635 amino acids.
AUGGUCGUCUUCGUUGAUCAGCGAAGCUGGGAGGAAGUUUUGCUCGCCAAAACUUCUCUAGCGUAUAAGUGUGUGUCAUGGCGGGGAGAGAGCGAGGCGCGCAUUGUGCCAAGGGCGCCCCAAUCUCGCGCGACAUCGCGCCAUCGCCGCCUUGGAGGGAUCGGCGCCAGGUCUUUAGAGAUCCGGAAGCGAGGGAUUAUGGCGGUGUCGGCGUUUAGAUCCACGACGAGGAGGGAAUUUCAAGAAAACCAGGGCCAGGGUCAUAGAAGAGGGAGCAGCCACUCGGAAUCGGGGUCCGUGCUGGACAGCACUAGCAACUAUCAGGAUGCGUCGUCUCAGAGGGAUUCGGACCAGGAGAGCUACGAGCCCGGGCCUUACAAUCGCCAUCUUGCCAGUGACUCAGAGAGUGAAGCUUCGAGUAUCAUCGAUAGGUUCCGACAGACUGAGAUAAGUCGCAAUGCCGCCACCAUUCCACGGUUCCAGCAAAGUACUGCAAGCGCACGAGGGAGGCAGAGAAGUAUAGAGCCCAGCCGGAGGAGUGACUCGAGAGGUCCGGAAGUGAGGCGUAGAAGCGAAUCGCAAGAGCCUGGUCUCAGGCGGCAAAGUAGCGACUUUUCAAGGCCCAGGAGGAGUGAGUCGCAGGAGCCUGGUCUUCGGCGGCAGAGCGUGGAACCAUUGGGUGGCAGGCAAAGUUCCAGCGAAUUACUGCUAAAUAGUAGUGACUCCGGAGUCUACACACGAGGUCGGGAGACAAGUUUGAGCCGGCAAGGAAGAAGCCAAUCCAAGGAACCAAGCAUUAGACGCGAGUCACAGGAGCCUCGGCAAGGCAGAAGCAGCUCGAAAGAACCCGGUGCGAGGAGCGGAAGAAACGAGGAACGUGACAGAAGCAGCUCGAAAGAACCCGGUGCAAGAAACGGAAGAAACGAGCUACGUGAACUUGCGGGGAACAGGGAUGAGGAAGACGAGUCAGAACGACGAGGCAGAAGUUCUCAAAGAGCAGGCAUUGUUUUUACAUCCAGGAGUACAUCCCAAGAGCCAAGGAGGAGCAGUUCCUCAAAGGAGCCUAUCGGAAAGAACAAUCAAGCUGUGCAUGCACAAUUGAAGCCAAUGGAUCCCCCGGCUGGAGAUGUCGAUGAAGCCGACCUCUAUGGGGUAAUGCGUGAAGAAGUCCGCAAAGCUGUAGCCGAUCUUAAGGCGGAAAUCGAACAGUCUUUAGAGAAGGAUAUGCUAACGCUGGUUGCAUCGAAAGGGGAUGUAGCGGAGUCAGACGUUCGACAAAAGUAUGCAGAAAAAUUGGAGCAGUCGGAGAUCAGAACUCAGGAGCUACUGUCACAACUUGCUAAAGAAGAAGAAACGCGUCAUGAACUUGCCAAACUAGUCAAAGGCAGACCUUCACAUGAUAAGCCCGCCGAGCAGCCAAAACGUAAAACUAGAAGGGGUGUUGAAGAAAGAGCAACUAUAUCGAAGGCCCUUGAUGAAGAAGCACAAAAGUACUUUGAAGAGUUUGCUUCUAUUUCGACGUCCGAAACAGAAGAAUCACUGGAUGGAAGACCGUCGAAGUCGGGAAAGAGGCCUGUUGCUCAAAGUUCCAGGAAUGCCACAAGCCACAGGAAAUCGCCGUCAAGAAAGCAGGUGCCUAGCCGAAGUGAGGAGUUUCCUCGGUGGAAAACAGGGGCAGUGGCAGUAAAUACAGAUGGCGUAGUGACCCCUUGGUUGGAUUGGGAAACAGAUUCGGCAGAUGCAACUGCAACUGCUAUAUCAGAUUUUAACUGGGACUCACUAGGUCCGUCUUCAAGUCUAGCUGACUUUGACAGCGUUCGUGUGUCCGAGGAGCCCGCGCUACAGAGAAUUCGAUUUGAGGGAAGGAUAGGAGCAGGCAGGAUACAUCUUUGCAGGACUGAAUUUUGAAACGUGAGACCAGUGGCUUAGGCAUUGGUCCCGAAAUAAGCUCGUCAAAAAUAUUUCUUAUAUGAUGAUUC